Messenger RNA from Diuraphis noxia (Russian wheat aphid), 1278 nucleotides. RefSeq lists its product as uncharacterized. Gene Ontology annotation, biological process: microtubule-based movement. NCBI's taxonomy places the organism in Eukaryota, Metazoa, Arthropoda, Insecta, Hemiptera, Aphididae. Gene Ontology annotation, molecular function: microtubule motor activity; microtubule binding; ATP binding. The record is from RefSeq and is a predicted model, not a curated record.
AUGGAAACUGUAGUAGCUUUGUUAGAACCAUUACAAGUUGUAACAACAGUUUUUUGUGKCGAAACACAUUCACCGGUAUCAAUGGUUAGACCUCUCGUUUCAAAAGUGAUUGAAAAACAUUUGAAAAUUAAUACAUAUGAUAGUGAAGUUGUUGUCAGUUUUAAACAGACAGUGGUAUCACAACUAAUAGAACGUUUUAAGCUUAAUAAUUUAACAAACAUCAUAUCUUCAAGACAAGUAGCAUCAUUUUUAGACCCAAGAUAUAAAGAUUUGGAACAUGAGGAAAUCGAAGUAAGAGAAAAUAUCCGUUGCAAAGUACAAAAUUUACUGGUCGAAACGAAUACUUCGGAAAAUAGAGUGGGUAAUGAAGUUCCUAUCCAAAAAAAGAAGGGAGCACUUGAAUUUUUAUACGGCGAUGAAGUUCAUGAAGUCAAUGAUGUUUCGAUGCAAUUUCAAUGUUACCUUGAAGAACCACAACUGAGGUCAACGAACAAGUUUGCAAAAUAUGUAAUAUACAAAUCAACGUACCCAUGCAGUAGUUAUAUCCUCAAUGUCACGCCGACCGAUGUGAAGCAACCGCAUGUUAUAGAGUCUGGCGAUGGAAUUAGACAUAACUUGCAAAUGGCCAAGUKUCCGACAACGGAGCAAAUAUUAAAAACGCUAUUAACCAACAUCUUUAUAAACAUCAUCAUUCAUCAUCCUUGUGUGGCAGAUACGCUAAAUUUAAGAGUUAAUGAAGCCAUAAACAACAAUAGUGAACUUAGUCAAGUAUUACAAACAUGCAAAACAAUUGUAGGACAUUUUAAACACAGCACUUCUCCUAAUGAAAAAUUAAAAAUKUACCAAAACCAAAUGGGUCUACCUCAGUUAAAAGUCAAACAAGAUGUGUCUACGAGGUGGAACUCCAAAUUAAUCUUGAUGGAAAGACUCCAAAUUAAGGCUUCUUUGUCCGCUGCUAUAACGUUACUUCCACGUGCACCAAACGGGUUAACUGCCGUAGAAUGGGAACUUAUAAAAUACUGUAUACCACUUUUAAAACCAUUUGAAAGUAUCACAACAGAAUUAUCUGGCGAAAAAUAUCCGACAUUAUCGAUGGUUAUACCACUUAUACGAGGUCUACAAUUUACACUUGGAAAUAUCAAACCAAAAACCAAUUCAAGACAAUUAUUAAAGACAGCAUUAUCAAAUUCAGUAUCCAGACGAUUGGGAUCAUUAGAAGGAGAUAAAAUAAGUUCAAAAUCAACAUUUAUCGACCCAAGAUUAAAAAAAACGGACUAA